Messenger RNA from Bombus huntii, 1269 nucleotides. RefSeq names its product general odorant-binding protein 83a-like (gene Obp11). Lineage: Eukaryota; Metazoa; Arthropoda; Insecta; Hymenoptera; Apidae. Gene Ontology annotation, molecular function: odorant binding. The transcript is spliced from 6 exons. The record is from RefSeq and is a predicted model, not a curated record. Bases 715 to 1146 code for a protein of 143 amino acids.
GCGACUUCCGAUGCUCGGAUGAUCCAAUUGCCAAUUGAGGUCGCGAUUAAAUGCGCGCGAUACGAAUGAAAGGAAUGGCCUGCGAACGAAAUACGCUUCGUUCGAGUAACGCGUAUUGUCGUGACGCAUUUUCUUUUUCGAAUCGAAACAACAUCCGAUGAUCUUGCUAUCCGUAAGAUGUUGCCUAGACAACAUGCAUCGUUUCCCUUAUAUAGAAAAUGGUCAGUUUGUUCGUGCAAUCUCGAGGUCUAUUCGUUGCAUAGCAGGAAGUAAUUAAAGUAGCUAGGAACAUGCUCGAUUGCACGAAAUUCGAACAUUAAUUGAACGUUUUGCGUUAGCCUGUAUUUUACCGUCCGCUGGCUACGAGUUCGAUAAUUCUGCCUUUCUUGCAAUUUACACGGCUGUAUUUACGCUAAAUGUCUAUUGUUGUUUGGGGCUUAACAUCUCCUUUAGCGUUUAGACGCUAUCAUUAGAUAAACAUCCGACGAAGAAGGCGGCGUGUUUGUUUGCCGAGUAAAAUCAAAUAAUUGUACGGCGUAUGAAUCCGAAAUUACGCCAACCGAUCCUUUUAGCCGGUUGUGGUGAUAAGUGGACGUCUAUAAAUGGUACGAAUUCGUAGCGCCGGUAUAGAGUUGACUCUGGUGUCUUCGACGUUCCUGACGUGCGUGGUCGAGUUUGUAAUAUUUUCAUCGACGGCAACGAAUUACCGGAGAAAUGAGAGCCGCGGCAGUUUGCGUGUCUUUGAUUUGUCUUCUAACGUUGCAAUUCGUUCUCGUCCACGGAGGUACCAUAUCCUCGGAUCCCGACGACUUCAGGAGAAUGACAUCCGUACAUAGAAAGAAGUGUAUCGUCGAAAGUAAGACGACGCUUGAGGCCAUCGAAGGUACGGAAUACGGGGAAUUUCCUGAAGAUGAGAAUCUGAAGUGUUACUUUAAAUGCGUUCUGGAAAAGUUUAACAUGAUAGACAAGAAUGGUAAAAUAAGAUACAACAUACUGAAACAAGUAAUUCCAAAUGUUUACAAAGAAAUAGGUAAUGAAAUGGUCGAUAGUUGCAAGGACGUCGACGCAGAAGAUAAAUGCGAAAAAACUUUCAUGUUUAUGAAAUGCAUGUACAACGUCAAUCCUAUAGCGUUUAUUGCUCCGUGAUCGCCAUAGAAGUACGAUGUUAUCGUUUGGACAAUCGUUAUUGCACCGGAACGUAGCAAAGUAAAAUUACGUUUAUUAUAUCAGCAUAAUAAAAAUAUAAUUAUCUAUGAAAGUGACAUAUAU